This is a messenger RNA of Oryzias latipes (Japanese medaka), 1693 nucleotides long. The record is from RefSeq and is a predicted model, not a curated record. Lineage: Eukaryota; Metazoa; Chordata; Actinopteri; Beloniformes; Adrianichthyidae.
CUCCACCUGGGGCAGGGACACUUCAUCUACCGAGAGAUGGCAAACUGCAUUUCUCCGGUCAAGAACCACAACUUCGGAUUUAACUGUCCUGAACCUCAUCCCAGCCGUUUCAUACUCGGCCAAAUUAAAAAGAUUUGGUCUGGACCAAAUGAUUUUUCCAGUCUGAUUACACCCUUUAAACAAAAGUUUUUGUCUUCCUGCAGUUGAAAGAGUUUCUGAGAAAGAUGAAGAGGAGUUUUUUUCUGAUGGUUCUUGUUGGUCACUUUUGUCUCUUCACAUGUCAGCUCCAUGAGUAUCACUAUGUUGAUCAGAACAUGAAUUGGACUGGAGCUCAGCAGCACUGCAGGAAAGAAUACACUGAUCUGGCUACAGUGAGCACCAUGGCAGAUAUGGAGCAACUCCGAAAUAUACAUUCUGAGAAAACAGAAAUCUGGAUCGGUCUGUUCAACCUAACAGGCAUCAAUGUUACUUCACACUGGUCUCUGCCUGGACUGCAGUUCAAUGAAAGUCAGGCAAAGUGGAAAAGUGGAGAACCAGAUGGUUUUACAUCUGAGACCUGUGGGGCUGUAAUAGAUAUUACUGAGAAACAGUGGGUGGACACGUCUUGUAUGGAUAAAGCACAUUUCCUCUGCUAUAAUGGAAGUACAAGCUCUGCUUAUAAAUAUUAUUUAGGAGAUAAAAUGACCUGGUUUGAUGCUCUAAGAUACUGCAGAGUGACUCACACAGACCUGAUCAGUGGACCACAGCUAGAGGAGCUGCAGGGAAAUCCCACAGAGAAGAUAAUACAACUAUAUAAUGGGACAAGAGUGAAUAACUUGGACUCAUUAUCAACAUUUCAAUACAUUUUCAUCGGACUGUUCAGAGACGCUUGGACCUGGUUAGAUGGGAGCAGUUUCUCUUUCAGAUACUGGAAUUUGCUGUAUAACAGUAUGAUGGAAAAAAAGAACUGCACCAUGCGUAACACGGACGGCAUGUGGGAAACCAGAGAAUGUCACGAGAAAAAACCCUUCUUCUGUUACACAGAUCAUGUGAUCCUGGUCAAAGAGAACAGGACCUGGGAGGAGGCCUUAUACUACUGCAGACAUCACCACCAUGACCUGGUCACCAUCACUAACCCAGAGGACCAGAUUUGGGUCCAGGAGAAAACCAAGAAUGCCUCCUCUCCCUUUGUGUGGACUGGACUGCGCUACACCUGCUCUCUGGGGUUCUGGUUCUGGGUCAGUGAUGAGGUGGUCCGCUACAAGAACUGGGCCUCACCUGGACAGGUGAAUGAGUGUGACAUGUCAGGAGCCAUGGAGACAGGAGGAGAACACAAGUGGUUCAAGAAACAUGAUGAGGACAAGUUCAACUUUUUCUGUUCUAAGUGAAAAUCUGCUCACUGAUGACACGUUAUUCUUUUCAUUAAUUUACUGAUAUUCUUUGUUUUCAAUAAAAUCUUCAACAUUUAGCAAAGCAACAUUUUUGAGUUGAGGAAACACUUUGCUGUUUGGAUGUCAUUUACCAUCCAUCUAUCUUCAUAACUUUUGGGAUCUUGGGGAUGUUGAAGCCCGACAGUUGCUACUGUUGAGUGAAGAGGCGGGGUACGCCCUGGAAAAGUCAAUGUGGUGUACUUUUACUUGAAUUUCUUGGAUAAAAAACAUGAACAUGUGCUUUCAUUUGUAUACCUGUAUAUUAUAUUUUUUACAUGAUUGUU